Lemur catta (Ring-tailed lemur) is the source of this 3164-nucleotide messenger RNA. It is a transcript of the gene FAM149B1, whose product is annotated as family with sequence similarity 149 member B1. The record is from RefSeq and is a predicted model, not a curated record. Gene Ontology annotation, biological process: protein localization to cilium; cilium assembly. NCBI's taxonomy places the organism in Eukaryota, Metazoa, Chordata, Mammalia, Primates, Lemuridae. The coding region runs from base 211 to 1953 and encodes 580 amino acids. The transcript is spliced from 14 exons.
GUCCCUGCGGGGAAGCUGGGAGGUCGGAGGCCUGGGGAGGCGGGGUCCUGGGGCGGUGGCGGUCCGGAGUCUAGGCGACGGGGCGCGACGGGGCGAGACGGGGCCGGUAGGUGGCGGGAGGGGGCCGGGCCGGAGCCGGCGGGAGGGCCAGGCCCGGAGGCUCCCACCCUGGCGUACGGUCCCCGGCCGCGGCCGAGGAGGAGGAGGAGCAUGAUCUCCAGAUACACUCGAAAGGCCGUGCCGCAGAGCUCGGAGCUGAAAAGAAUAACAAAACAUGGUCUUAAUCAUCAUCCCCCUCCAGAGCAGCUGGAUGAAAUUUCCUCUACCAGUGACAACCAUGAAAAAGACACAAGUUCUCAAAGUGAAUCUGACAUCACUCAAGAAUCACCUUUUACAUCAGCCAACACCGGGAAAUCAAGGUCUGCUUUUCCAAGUUUUACAGGCACAGGGAUUUCUACUGAAGGCAGCUCGGACUUCUCCUUGGGAUAUGGUGAACUUGAUCAAACUGCCACUGAAAAAGUCCAGGCAAUGUUCACAGCCAUUGAUGAGCUCUUAUAUGAGCAGAAGUUGAGUGUGCAUACAAAGAUUCUACAAGUAGAGUGCCAACAGUGGACAACUAGCUUUCCUCACCUCAGGAUUCGAGGUAGGCAGAUAAUUGCUCCAAGUGAAGAUUAUGGAUUGUAUCCUAGAUCCCCUUCUGUUUCAGCUUCAUACGAAGCAACCCUGUCUCAAGAAAGAGAUUCUACUAUAUUUGGUAUAAGAGGAAAGAAGUUACACUUUUCAUCUUCUUAUGCUCAUAAAGCAUAUUCCAUUGCCAAAUCCCCCAGCUUAUGUUCUAUGGAAAGAGAAGAGGAAGACUGUAUAAUCUCGGAAGGAAUAAUUGAGGAAUACCUAGCAUUCGACCACACAGAUAUGGAAGAGGAGUUUCAUGGAGAGAAAUCAGAAGCAGAUACAGAGAAACAGAAAUUAGGGUAUCCUCCCAUUGUUCCAUUUUACUGCAUGAAAGAGGAUGUCCUUGCUUAUGUGUUUGACAUUGUCUGGAGCAAGGCUGUGGGCUGUAUGGAACAGUUGACACGCAGUCAUUGGGAGGGUUUUGCUUCUGAUGAAGAGGGUAAUGUUGCAAUCACCAGGCCAGAUUCAGAGAGUCCCUGUGUGCUGAGUGAACCACACCCUUUGGUGUUGCCAAGAGUGCCACAGUCUAAGGUGCUGUCCAUCACCUCAAAUCCGAUGAAUCUCUGUCAAGCAAGUGGUCAUCAGCCAAAUGUGAAUGGUCUCUUGGUUCAUGGGAUGCCUCUCCAGCCAAGAAAUCUCUCUCUAAUGGACAAGCUCCUAGAUCUUGAUGACAAGCUACUUAUGAGGCCUGGGUCAAGUACCAUCCUUUCAACCCGAAAUUGGCUAAAUCGAGCCAUGGAGUUUAGCACAUCGUGUCUGUCAUAUACAGUGCAGUCCGCAAGGAGACGCAAUCCCCUGCCGCGUACCCUUCAUCCCAUUAGCACAAGCCAUUCACGUGCUGGAACGCCAAGACCUGUGGAAGAGCUCCUCAGAGGAUCCCGAAUCCCAGUGGCAGCCGACUCACUCUCCUCCCCCUCACCGAUGCCCCUGAGUCGAAAUAAUCUGCUGCCACCUAUUGGCACAGUUGAAGCUGAACAUCUGAGCACUGUGGGGCCACAAAAGCAAACGAAACCCCAUAGUGAUUCCAGUCGAGCUCGAAGUGCAGUGGUGGAUGAACCCAACUAUCAGCACCCCCAAGAGAGGCUCCUUUUACCUGACUUUUUCUCCAGGCCCAACACAACGCAGUCAUUUUUGCUGGACACGCAGCAGCAUCGUUCACGUGCAGCCGAGUAUCCUCAUCAGGCCCGACCUGGUAGGGGAUCUGCAGGUCCUCAGUUACAUGGGUCUACAAAAUCUCAAAGCAGAGGUGGACCAGUCUCUAGAAACAGGCAGGGACGAUAGGGAAAUGAGAAGAACGCAUCAGGCUGCACGGAACACGUGGGAAGAAUUCAUGAAUCAGUGUUCAGUCAUGGAGUGAUGUAGAACUUGUAUACAAGAUCAACUUGAAACCAUCUUCAUGAAGAGUUAUUUUGGUACAACUGACUGUGAAAAACACAACAAAGUAUCCGCCAAAGAUUACACGGAUACUGUUUCUAUAUCCAGUUACUGUCUUCUUGCAGCAUAAAUUAACCCAUUCCACUGGACAGUAAAGUUUGUAUCCAAAAAUGUAACAAUGGAAAAUACCCAAAUCACUGCUCAUGUUGUCUGUUAAACAAUGACCAGUUCAAUUAUUAUAGGUUUCUAGGAGAUUACACAUACAUGAAAAGCAGCAAAUGACUGUUUGAUAACAAUAUUAUUGGCUUUAGAAUACUUCUGCAUGUAUUAAUUUCUGGAAAGCUGUAACUAAGUUCUAAGUCAUUUUUAAGAGACGGUGCUGUCAAAAAUCCAACCUACUCAUCAACAGAUGUCAUUCCAUAGCUUUCUCUUUACAUGUCCAAUCCUAUCAGCAGAUAAAAAUGUAAGGGGUGAGUAAUUAAAGACAUAAAUAUUAAACACUGGUGUAAAAUAACUUAUGUAAUAAAUCAUAUUGCAUAUUUUUUUUUCAGAUAGGACAACUGAACCUUACAAUGCCUGUCUGAUAUCAGGUUAUGCUUAUUUUCUCUAUAAAUUACUGGUCAUAUUUUUUUUUUCCGAAUAUUAAACUCACCUUGCCAUAUUUUCUCCUAUAGCUCUAAGAAAGUCAAUUAAAAAAUAAUUUGUAGGGUCUAUUAGUGAGCCACCAAGGUACAAUUCCUUAAAAAUUUAUGAAACCCUGGCAGUCCAGCACAAACAUGUCCUAAGAGCAGCAGAAUUAGAGGUUCAGCAUUCUUAUUUUACCACAGGCCUUUUCCUGAGGGCACUCAUGAAUGCAGCAAUGGUUUGAACUAUGGCUUUAUUUUAUUUAAAUUUCACUGAACACUAAUCUUUUAUCAUAUCAGUUUUAAAUGUAAUUGUUAAUUUUCAGAGUGGAUAAAUUCAAAUGAUCAUAAAUUGGGAUAACUUUUUAUCAUACCAAGCUGUUCUAAUGUUAUCAUACAAAGACAGAUGCUUCAGACAACCCACGUUAAAUUAUAUUUUUAAUACAAUUAAAGAGUAUUUUUUAACCUGUUUGUAAUCACAAACUGAAAAUGUGU